AGGAAAGGAGGAACAUCAGAGCUUGUCUUUAGCAUGAAUGCUUUUGGCUUGGUACACAUUGGCCUCAUGCUGUCAUGCACUCCCAUCAUCUCCAGUCUUCAGUGCAACCACCUCCCUUUGCAGCAGAGAAAAGUGAUCAGGAGCAGCCUGCAACUUUUGGAUAAAAUGGGCAAAAACUUUCCUCAACAAUGUCUAAGAGACAAAACAUCCUUCAGAUUUCCUACACGUGUUCUGCAGCCCAGGCAGAAAGAGAAUGUCAGAAUUGCCAUUGAAGAGAUCUUCCAACAUAUUUUCUAUAUCUUCAGCAAAAACCUGACUCUAGCUUCUUGGGAUGGGACAGCUGUGGAUCAGUUCCAGAAUGGACUUUAUGGGCAGAUUGAGCAACUGGAGGCAUGUGUAAUCAAAAAUCACACCCACUACCGUCCGAGCAAAGAAGACAGCAGGCUGAAACUGAAGAAAUACUUCCAAAAAAUAGACUGUUUUCUUAAAGACAAACAACAUGACCUGUGCUCUUGGGAGAUCAGCCGUGUAGAAAUGAGGAGAUGUCUCCAAUUGAUCGAUAAGGUGACAAGGAAGCUUAAAAAGGUGCACAUACUGUCCUCUCCACCACUCACAGAUGCAAGSUAAAGAAGAGAUGGGACACAUGGGUAUCAUGGAUGAAGC
This is a messenger RNA of Malurus melanocephalus (red-backed fairy wren), 663 nucleotides long. RefSeq names its product interferon alpha-2-like. Gene Ontology annotation, molecular function: type I interferon receptor binding; cytokine activity. Bases 34 to 627 code for a protein of 197 amino acids. Gene Ontology annotation, biological process: B cell proliferation; adaptive immune response; defense response. Lineage: Eukaryota; Metazoa; Chordata; Aves; Passeriformes; Maluridae. Gene Ontology annotation, cellular component: extracellular region. The transcript has 2 exons. The record is from RefSeq and is a predicted model, not a curated record.